Lontra canadensis (Northern American river otter) is the source of this 2028-nucleotide messenger RNA. It is a transcript of the gene FAF1, whose product is annotated as Fas associated factor 1. Lineage: Eukaryota; Metazoa; Chordata; Mammalia; Carnivora; Mustelidae. The transcript is spliced from 14 exons. Gene Ontology annotation, cellular component: nucleus; endoplasmic reticulum. The record is from RefSeq and is a predicted model, not a curated record. Gene Ontology annotation, molecular function: ubiquitin binding; NF-kappaB binding. The coding region runs from base 121 to 1491 and encodes 456 amino acids.
GUCUUAAAAUCGCUACAUUUGCCAAAAAACAACAGUCUUUAUGUCCUUACACCAGAUUUGCCACCACCUUCAUCAUCUAGUCAUACUGGUGCCCUGCAGGAAUCAUUAAAUCAAAACUUCAUGCUGAUCAUCACCCACCGAGAAGUCCAGCGGGAGUACAACCUGAACUUCUCAGGAAGCAGUACCAUUCAAGAGGUAAAGAGAAAUGUGUAUGACCUUACGAGUAUUCCUGUUCGCCAUCAAUUAUGGGAGGGCUGGCCAACUUCUGCCACAGAUGACUCGAUGUGUCUUGCUGAAUCAGGGCUAUCCUAUCCCUGUCAUCGACUUACAGUGGGCAGAAGAUCUUCACCUGCACAGACCCAAGAGCAGUCCGAAGAGCAAAGCACCGAUGUUCAUAUGGUUAGUGAUAGUGAUGGAGAUGACUUUGAAGAUGCUUCUGAAUUUGGGGUGGAUGAUGGAGAAGUAUUCGGCAUGGCAUCAUCUGCCCUGAGAAAAUCUCCAAUGAUGCCAGAAAACGCAGAAAAUGAAGGAGAUGCCUUAUUACAAUUUACAGCAGAGUUUUCUUCAAGAUAUGGUGACUGUCAUCCUGUAUUUUUUAUUGGCUCAUUAGAAGCUGCUUUUCAAGAGGCCUUCUAUGUGAAAGCCCGAGAUAGAAAGCUUCUUGCUAUCUACCUCCACCAUGAUGAAAGUGUAUUAACCAACGUGUUCUGCUCACAAAUGCUUUGUGCUGAAUCUAUUGUCUCUUAUCUGAGUCAAAAUUUUAUAACCUGGGCUUGGGAUCUGACAAAGGACGCCAACAGAGCAAGAUUUCUGACAAUGUGCAAUAGACAUUUUGGCAGUGUUGUUGCACAAACCAUUCGGACUCAAAAAACAGAUCAGUUUCCACUUUUUCUGAUUAUUAUGGGAAAGCGAUCAUCUAAUGAAGUGUUAAAUGUGAUACAAGGUAACACAACAGUGGAUGAGUUAAUGAUGAGACUCAUGGCUGCAAUGGAGAUCUUCACUGCCCAACAACAGGAAGAUAUAAAGGAUGAGGACGAACGUGAAGCCAGAGAAAAUGUGAAGAGAGAGCAAGAUGAGGCCUAUCGCCUUUCACUUGAGGCUGACAGAGCAAAGAGGGAAGCUCAUGAGAGGGAGAUGGCAGAACAGUUUCGUUUGGAGCAGAUUCGCAAAGAACAAGAAGAGGAACGUGAGGCCAUCCGGCUCUCCUUAGAGCAGGCCCUGCCUCCAGAGCCAAAGGAAGAAAAUGCUGAACCUGUGAGCAAACUGCGGAUCCGGACCCCCAGUGGAGAGUUCCUUGAGCGGCGGUUCCUGGCCAGCAAUAAGCUCCAGAUUGUCUUUGAUUUUGUAGCUUCCAAAGGAUAUCCAUGGGAUGAGUUCAAGUUGCUGAGUACCUUUCCUAGAAGAGACGUAACCCAGCUCGACCCAAAUAAAUCGUUAUUGGAGGUAAAGUUGUUCCCUCAAGAAACCCUUUUCCUUGAAGCAAAAGAGUAAACGUGGCCCAGCAGUGGAACCAGCCAUUCCUUGACAAGUCAGAGGCCGGCGUCAAGAGAAGGGCUCCUUGCCAACCCACCUACACGCUCGUCUCACUCAACUCAAUGUCACACUUCUGCCUCUUGCAAGAUUGCUGGAAAAAAGUAAUAAUAAACAUAGCUACUUAAAAUUUCCCAUCCACGAGUAUAUGUUCCCAACCCUCAUAGAGAAUUACAACUCUGCAGCUCUCCUUUAUCCCCUCCACCUCACCCUUGUUCAAUGACUAAUGCACUGUUCAAGUGUGAGUGUCCACGAAGUAGAAUUUUUACCUCUCCAGUGCCCUUCGUUUCCCCACACUGUCUAGGACAGUUCUGUCUGCCCUGUGACACCAGGAUGCUAUGUAUUUGAUAUGUCUCAUUGAGCCAGGGCUCAUGCACCUCUGCCUUUUUAUUUUCAUGACUGGAUUUCUACUUUGUCACCUAAUUUUAAAAGGCAUGGGGGAAAAAGUCAAAUGGGACUUCUCAGCAUGGAGAUUAAACAUUGUUGUAGGAAAAAAAA